AUGGCUGCCAAACAAGUUGCAACAGUUUCUGUGAGAAUUCUGGUAGAUGAAGAGAAGAAGAGGGUAGUUUGUGCCGAAACUGGUAAUGACGUCGUCGACAUUCUCUUCGGUUUCUUGACUUUACCAAUGAGCACCGUUGUCCGACUCAUCCGCAAGAAUCGAUCAGAGCUUGGAUCCAUGUCCAACUUGUACCGAAGCGUAGAAGCAAAUUUCAGCCUAGACAAUUUCUGGACUAAUGCUUGCAUGGAUAUGCUGCUCCAUCCCAGAACUCCAUUAGAAACCAUUUGCAGUUCUAGUUCUGACUAUUGCAAGGGUUUGAAAAUAAAUGUAAAUGAUUCAGAGCCCACAAGGUACUUCAUAUGUUCUGAUUUAGAGUGCAGUCGAAAACAGAAUAUUGGAUUGUUUAGUAAUUAUGUGAACUAUAUACGUAAAUGUGGGAAGUUGAUGAACAAAGAGAUAUUUGCUUUGACUUCGGCCUCCAAUACCAGAGAGACAGAUGGCGUGUUUGUCACCCGAUCGACAGCUUAUAUUGUCAGUGACAGUUUCAAAAUAACUGCCAGCACACCAGGAGUUCUAGUUGAAUUGCUUCGCAAUACUGGUAUCAAAGAUUUGAAUUGUCUCGAAGAAAGAGUUGUCAAGGUUGGCUCUGAGGAGAUCAAACUCACUGCGGUGAGAAGAAUUCUAACACUGGUGCAACAGUCACCAAACUUUGAUGAUGAAGCCGAAGCUCCGCCAUUCUUAUACCUCCUCUUCUUGUUCCUUCUUUCCACCUGUCUUCAUCUACUCUCCUAG
Camellia sinensis is the source of this 792-nucleotide messenger RNA. The record is from RefSeq and is a predicted model, not a curated record. NCBI's taxonomy places the organism in Eukaryota, Viridiplantae, Streptophyta, Magnoliopsida, Ericales, Theaceae.